UGGUGAAUUCUCUGCCUCCACUCAAACGAGCGCAGUCUGUAGUUGCGUGAUCACAGCUGGUCUCUCCUCAGUCAGUCAUCCAGCAAGCCUCCUGUACCACCACACGCACUGUACACUAGAUCCUGGAUUUGAUCAGAAAUGUUUUUCUGUAGAUCGGUUUGGCAGAGACUGGGGCUCCUGGCACGAAUGACAGUCGCCCCACCUUUAUCCAGAAAUGUGGUUCCAGUGCGGCAGAUGUCCGUCGGGAUCCCCGGUGGCUCUGCCACCAACGUGGCGUACGCCGUUCUGUGUGGAGGAGGCCUCACUGCCGCUGUGGUCUACGCUUACAAGACAGUGAAUGGUGACAGUGAGCGGUACAAUGACCGACUCGCCGAGAUGAACUUGAGGCCCAAGGAAGCAGCACCAGCAGCAGAGGAAGCAGCACCAGCAGCAGAUGAAGCAGCAGAUGAAGCAGCACCAGCAGCAGAGGAAGUAGAAUCCCCAGAAGAACCGGCACCAGUAGAAGCAGAGGUGUUAGCCGAGGUGGUCGCUGAGACGGCCGCAGGCGGAGGCGCCUGCAGCAGCAGAGGAAGUCCUGGCAGAGUUGAGGCGCCCGCAGUGGAAGUUGCCGUGGUUACGGAAGAAGCUCCACCGGAGGCUGACGCAGAGGCCGUCAUCGAGGACGUCGCAGAUGCGGCUCCUGGCGUCGUGGAAGAGGUCGUUGCCGUGGAGGCCGCCGAUGCUGUGUCUGACAUCACGUCUGCCUCCAUGAAGCUCCUGGCCAGUUCUGAGAUCGCUGCUGCCUCGGUAGCUGAGAGGAGGCUCAUGCACGCCCGUCCAAUACCUAGAAGACCGGACUGAAGAAUCCUCACUCGC
This is a messenger RNA of Oncorhynchus gorbuscha (pink salmon), 855 nucleotides long. RefSeq names its product enolase-phosphatase E1-like. Bases 139 to 840 code for a protein of 233 amino acids. Lineage: Eukaryota; Metazoa; Chordata; Actinopteri; Salmoniformes; Salmonidae. Gene Ontology annotation, cellular component: mitochondrion. The transcript is spliced from 6 exons. The record is from RefSeq and is a predicted model, not a curated record. Gene Ontology annotation, biological process: anterograde axonal transport.